AUGGAGAAAAACACUGUUGUGCAACUUCGUCAAAUCGCAAAAGAUAAAGGCCUUCAUGGCUAUUCAAGACUUCGAAAAGCUGAGCUUAUCAGGCUCAUUCAGUCAAGAGCUCAGCCUACUACUCAGCCUACUACUCAGCCUAUGACUGUUGAUUGGAGUGGGAUAGGAAAUGAAGAAUGGGACAAAUGGUUAAAUGAGCAAACUGAAAAAAAGAUUGAUAAGGUUGUUGAUUGGGGAAAAAAAAAGGUUGAAGAUUGGGGUCAGUGGUUGAAAGAGACGUCAAACACACUACGAGCAGCAGUUGAUGACAAGUUGAAAGAUUUCAAACAAUAUAUCAAUAAACUCUACAAAAAGGAUGACCACCGUUUCAAACUUGUUGAGAGAGAGUCUUCAUUGAAACAGUUUACAGAGACGUACACUAUUGAUGGGGUGGGGGGUUAUGGACCGAAGGAUUUUCUUGAGGUUGUAAAACCGGUCGUUAUCAACUUUUUGAAUACACAGAAAAAUAUUAAGAUAGAGUUCAUUUUUAGGUGUGAGAUGGUAAAGAAAAAUAUUAUCACGGAUGAGGUUGAGAUGAUGAUUGCAUAUUUUAAUUCUUCGCAAAAGAUCGUCUUUCAAGAGACUGAUCGAGAAGAAAUUUAUGAUGAAUGUGUAGAGAAAAUGAUGGAGAGUUUGGCUGAGUUUCAAAGACGGGGGAGCGGAUGGGUUUUCAAUCGUGUUGAGGGUUUAGAUUUGCAUACUGUUAAGUACACCCCUUUGAAAGGCUCUUCGUACAUUAAGCUGCCAAAACAUCUCGCAAAUAAGAAGGCGAUCAUAAAUAUGAAAAAUAAAGAUGAUGAAUGUUUUAAGUGGUGUGUCACAAGAGCUUUGAAUCCUGUUCCAAGUCAUCCUGAGCAUAUCACAAAGAUUUUGAAAAAACAGGCAGAAAAAUUUGUGUGGGAUGGCAUCGAGUUUCCAAUGGAGGUGAAGAGCAUUAGUCGCUUUGAAAAGUUGAAUCCAGAGAUAGGAGUCAACGUUUACAUGUAUGAAAAUGGACUCAAUCCCUUGAGAGUGAGCAGCAGAGGUCAUGCUGUAAAUGUAGUUGAUCUUCUUCUUAUUACUGAAGGUGACAAAAAGCAUUACUGCCUCAUCAAAAAUUUGAGCCGACUCGUAUCGAGUAGCCUAUCAAAAAAUGGGCAUAAGAAGUUUAUCUGUAGGAGUUGUCUUAAUUAUUUCGGUUCUCAGCGAGUUCUUGACACACACAGCGAGUUGUGCCAAGAUCACGAGGCUGUGAGAGAGAGGGUACCAAAAGAGGGGACUUAUCUCUCUUUUAAGAAUUACCAGAAGCAGAUGAACAUGCCAUUCGUCAUCUAUGCAGACUUUGAGUCGUUAAUCAAACCUUUAGACACCGUUCAAGCAGAUCCGAAAGAGUGUUACACUGAGAGGAAGCAACAACAUAUUCCAAUAAGUUUUUGUUACUACAUCAAAUGUUCAUUUGAUGAUAGAUACUCAAAACGGGUUGAGUAUACAGCCAAGUCUGACGAUGAAGAUGUGGCGCAAACAUUCGUUGAAGCGCUUGAAGCGGAGGUUAAGAGCAUAUACAAAAAUCAUCCCACAAAGGAGAUGAUCUUCACAGACAGUGAUGUUGUUGCAUUUAAAAACGCAACAUGUUGUUGGCUGUGUGGAGAAGAUUUUGAGGAGGAGAAAGACAAAGUGAGCGAUCAUUGCCAUUACACCGGCAAAUUUCGAGGGGCCGCGCAUAACAGCUGCAAUCUCAAAUUCCAACGACCAAAAUUCACGCCUGUCGUGUUGCACAACUUGGCAAACUAUGACGCUCACCUCUUCGUUAGAAAUCUUGGUGUUUCAGAAGGAGACAUUGAUUGCAUCCCCAACAACGAAGAGAAAUACAUUAGCUUUACGAAACACGUUGUGGUUGACAAGUUUUUCAACAAAGAAAAAGAAAAAGACGUCGAGGUAAAGAGAGAGUUGAGAUUUAUUGACAGCUUCAAAUUUAUGGCUUCCAGUCUUGACAAGCUCGUUAACAACCUUGCCAAAAAGGGUGAGUCUUUCUUCCAAAACACAAGAAAGUAUUAUUCUGGAGAGAAGCUUAAUCUGCUGAUGCGAAAGGGUGUUUAUCCCUAUGAAUGGGUGAACUCGAUACAAAAGCUUGAUGAGACACAACUUCCGCCGAAAGAAGCUUUCUUCUCCGUGUUAAGUGGUAAAGGUAUCUCGGAUAAAGACUAUAUCCAUGCUCAAAAUGUAUGGAGCGUCUUUGGAUGUAAGACAUUCCGAGAUUAUCACAAUCUCUACAAUCGAAGCGACGUUCUUUUACUGGCGGAUGUGUUUGAAAACUUUCGAGAACUUUGCAAAGAGAACUACACUCUCGAUCCUUGUUGGUACUUCACCGCACCGGGUUUGGCUUGGGAUGCUUGUCUCAAGUUGACUGAGAUAGAACUUGAGUUGCUGAGUGAUAUAAAUAUGUUGCACAUGUUUGAGGCCGGCAUUCGCGGUGGGAUUUCAAUGAUUUCGACAAGGCAUGCAAAAGCCAAUAACAAAUACAUGGAAAAAAGCUUUGACCCUACCCAACCUUCAAAGUUUAUCACAUAUCUCGAUGCAAACAACCUUUACGGUUGGGCGAUGAGUAAGAGUCUGCCGACGGGAGGUUUCGAAUGGGUAAACGAGAAAGAUUUUGGAAAAUGGGAAAGCUUCGCUUGCAUUCUCGAAGUCGACCUAAAAGCCGUCAAAGAAGAGCUUCACGAUCACUUUAACGAAUAUCCACCCGCUCCUGAGAAUCUAUUGAUUGGUAAAGUACAUAAGCUGGUCUGCACGUUAAACGAAAAGAAGAAGUACAUCGUUCAUCACGAGACAUUGAAGCUUUACAUGAGUCUGGGAAUAGAGAUUGGAAAGAUUCAUCGCGUCAUUAGGUUCAAUGAGAGUCCUUGGAUGAAAGAGUAUAUCGAUUUGAACACAAAAUUGAGAGCCAAAGCAAAGAAUGACUUUGAAAAAGACUUCUACAAGCUGAUGAACAACGCUGUCUUUGGCAAAACCAUGGAGAACAUUCGAAAACGCGUCGACGUGAGACUUGUUACCAGAGAAGAGAAGGCAAAGAAGUUGACAAAUAAGGUCAACUUCAAACACCGAACCAUCUUCUCUGAAGAACUUUGCGCAAUACAUAUGGGAAAGACGCAGAUUGUCUUCAAUAAACCACUCUAUCUUGGGAUGAGCAUCCUCGAUCUCAACACUGAUAGUCUUUGUUAUGAGAUUCACACAUCAGAUUUUUACAAAGAUAUAACCAGUGAUGUAGACCGUCUGUUUGACACGAGUAACAUUCGAGAGGGGCACUCUUCUGGGAUACCGACCGGUGUGAACAAAAAGGUGAUUGGAAUGUUUAAGGAUGAGGCAGGUGGAAAGAUCAUAGAAGAGUUUGUUGGCCUGAGGGCUAAGUUGUACAGCUACAAGAUGUUUGAUGAUGGGGAAGAAAAGAAAAAGUGCAAGGGUGUGAAGCAGGGAGUGGUAGAUCGCACGAUUAGCUUCGAUGACUACAAGAGAUGUCUGUUUGGUGGUGAAAAACAACUGCGAAAAAUGAACACACUUCGGAGCCGAAAACAUGAGAUGUAUAUGGAAGAGAUCAAUAAGGUUGCACUAUCUGCAGACGAUGACAAACGAAUCAUUUUACCAGACAAAAUACACACGUAUGCAAUAGGACAUUGUAGAGAUGCUGACAAUACAACACACUUAAAGACAAAUGUCGCGCCGUCAAAAUUAUACCAUAUGCGCAAUAAUUUGACGUGA
Molecule: messenger RNA, 3771 nt
Organism: Stylophora pistillata
Lineage: Eukaryota; Metazoa; Cnidaria; Anthozoa; Scleractinia; Pocilloporidae
Source: RefSeq, a predicted model, not a curated record